Molecule: messenger RNA, 972 nt
Organism: Vicia villosa (hairy vetch)
Lineage: Eukaryota; Viridiplantae; Streptophyta; Magnoliopsida; Fabales; Fabaceae
Product: F-box protein At2g26160-like
Exons: 1
Coding region: 1-972 (323 amino acids)
Source: RefSeq, a predicted model, not a curated record
AUGUGGAAAGCAACCAAGAAAAGUUUAUACGGAAUUUCAUCCAAAACUUCUUACAAGUUCAAACUCCCAGUACCUUAUAACAAGAGGCUUUGUGGUUCAAGUCAUGGUUGGCUAGCCAAGGUAGAUUCUAGCUCUAAAGUUACUCUUAUAAAACUCCUCAAUCCUUUUAAGGAUGUAUCCAUCACUUUACCACCCAUCUACUUCCUGGAUAUGUAUAGAAGAAAAAGUUAUGAGUAUGAUGUGCAUAAGGUUGUUCUAUCUACCAAUCCUACAUUUAAGCCACAUGAUUAUGUAGUUGUAGCCAUUUACAAUAUGCGGAAAUGUCUUGCUUUCUUAAAAGCUGGACAAAAGAAUUGGACUUAUAUUGAUGAUAUUCACCAUCUCUUUAAUGAUGUUAUAUUCUACAAAGGCUUGGUCUAUGCGGUGGGACUAUGGAAUAACAUUGUCUCUUUUGAUUUGUCUUAUUUAAAGGAUGGAAGGGUAAUUCCCAAAAUUGUUUCUUUCAAAGGGAAUGAUUAUGCUCAUCGAGCUUAUCUUGUAAAAUCAUUGGAAGGAGACUUAUGGCUUGUAAGAAAAUUUAUUGGGUAUCACGGUGACGAAGAUGAUGAAGAUAAUACUGAGCCUAGUAGUGGUACAAAAAGAUUCGAAGUAUAUAAUUUGGAAUUGGAUGUUCAAACGGGUGAACUUAUACAAAUGUUAAAAAUUGAGAGUUUAGGAGACAAUGUCUUAUUUGUGGGUGAUAGUGAUUCCGUUGCUGUGUCAGCUUCAUAUUUUUCUAAUCAUCUUCAAAAGGAUUCAAUUUAUUAUACAGAUGACUUUUACGGAGACACGCCACCUUACCCUCAUGGACCAUUUGAUAUGAAAAUCUACAAUGUAAAAGAGAAAAAAUUUAGUCAACACUGUCCUUUUUACCAUUGGUUUAAAGAAAAUCCACCUGCAUUAUGGGUUAUUCCACCGUUUCAAUGGGAAUGA